CACAUGGUGACGUCACCUGUACAGGUAAGACGUACGGUGAGACGUGCCAUCUCACCUGUCAUGACGGUUACGAACGGCUGGGUCAAGAUGACUUCACCUGCCAGGUUCACAGAGUCAUAGCCCAGGCUGCAUGGAGUGGGGAACCGGUGUGCAUUCCAGUGAGUUGCGGAGCCCCUCCGGAGUUCCCACACACCGCCAUCCAGUGCGCCAGCGGACACACCUACGGGAACACCUGCGAGUCACCUGUGCGGACGGGUACGAGGGAACGAACCUCCAGAACGUGACGUGUCACAGUACCGGCAACUGGAGCCUACAGGCGGGAGCGCUCCAGCCAGUUGUUGGGGGUCCGGAUCUGUUCUGCAAAAAGAAGGACUGUGGCAAUAUUUCUAGUCCGGCUAAUGGCGGCUUGACGUGCAGCGGGACCAGAUACCAGGACUCCUGCCGCCUGACGUGUGAGCCGGGAUACAAAGUUGCCGACGAGAGUGGCCAUGUGCUACACAGUCUCUACAACUUCAGGUGCAUGGCAAGUGGACAAUGGAACAAGAAGCCGAGAUGUGUCCCGUCUGACUACUGCCAUCUCGGGCUGCACGACUGCCACGCUGAGCACGGGGUCUGCAGCUUGUCGGGUCACCAGGCCUUCAGCUGCCGCUGCCGGGUCGGGACGGUCGGGGACGGGAGACACUGUGAACGGACCUCCUGUCCGGAUUUUCCGGUCGCUGAACCGGAGAACGGCUUCUUCUCGUGUUCUAUCCUAACAUCCUCCGCAGCUGACGCCUGCCAAUCACCAGACAGCACAGAGCCGGAAUACGAAGUCGUCUGUGUGCUCCACUGUGACCCUGGUUACGACAGGCUGAUCUAUGCCGAGUACUCCUGUGGACAUGGCGGGAACUGGAGCAUUCCUUUCAACACAAACAAUCCUGGGACAACGCCUUGUUUAGCUGUGAAAUGCCCGGACCUGUCUAGUCCUCUGAACGGCAGUAUGACGUGUGACAGUGGCUACGAAUUCCGCCAUCCCGAGGCCUGCAGCUUCGCCUGCGACACAGGCUACGAACUGACUCCCACAAGCAGCAGUGCGAGGCACUGCAAGGCUGAUGCAACUUGGUCUGGUAGCGACGCAAAAUGCAUUGGUGUGAGAUGCCCGACUCUAUCCAGUCCCAUGAAUGGAAAAAUGUCCUGUAACAGCGCCAUCCUGCCUUCCGCCUUCCGCCAUCCCGAGACGUGUAACUUCACCUGUCACGAUGGCUUCGGGUUGUCUACCGGCAGCAACAAAAUCAGUCGGACCUGCCAGGCUGAUGGCACGUGGUCUGAGAGCAACGCUGUGUGCGUAUGUGUAGCGAGUUCAGAUCUGUUCUUUGUUCUGGACGGAUCGGGCAGUGUUGGCACUGGGAACUUUGAUGCCGUGAAGACAUUUGUUGCGAAUAUCGUCAGCACUUUUAUCAUCGGUGCCACAGCCACCAGGGUCGGAGUGGUGCAGUACUCAUCAAGCAACACCUUGGAGUUUAACCUAGGCAGUCAUACCAGUCAGACGGCUACAGUGAAUGCUAUUAGUGCCAUUACAUACCAAAACGGGGGCACUCUAACCGGAGCUGCAAUGGACUUCGCACGGCAACAUGCUGCCUGGAGGCCAUCGCCUAUUCGAAGGAUUAUGAUAGUUGUGACAGACGGAAGUUCCCAUGAUAGCGUGGUCGCGCCCUCCCGGGCUCUUACUGCGGACGGAGUAACAGUGUUCGCCAUCGGAGUGUCUGGCUACGACAGCACACAACUACUACAGAUUACAAACAACGUCCCAAGCCGCGUUUUUGAGCUGACUGACUUCAUCGGCCUGUCUCAGAACAUCAAUCAGAUUGUACAGGCUCUCUGCAAUCUGUAGAUUUUUUUACAUUAUUCAUUUGAUUUAUUCGGCUGUAUAAUCAUGAGAAAUACAGCUAGGGCUACUCAACUAGCCGGAUGCUAUUAUCAAAGGCUAGCCCUGGUAACAAUACAAUAUACAGUAACAGCAUUAACGAUACAGGUAACUUUGACUACAGAGGCAAUCCAUGUUUACAGCUUGACUAGCAGUCGUACGAUCUGUGCUAUCAGUCUAAGAUAGAAGUAAUAUUACUAGGUUAUCUAUUUAAGGCAAGUUUGAGCGAUUACCACGUGUGAACGCUAUAAUUUAUACAUAUUACAGUGCGAAUCGUUCAGUAAGAAGAGUGUUUGUUGUAAUCUAUAGUAACUUUCAUAAGGCUUGGUUGUUUGAAAUAAACAUCCUGGUGACAAUACGAAACAUACAGCUAAAAUCUUGUAGUGAUCCAGUUUAUAUGGAUAUAUAAAAAGAAAGAAAUAUUCCAAUGCCAGGUUUUGAUGUCCUGAUCGAAAAACCAAGACAUUGUAUCAUAUUUUAGGUGACUGUAUAUCUUUCAGCCUACGUCGUUUGUUUUGACCUAGUAGAUGUAUAAAAAGAAAGAAAAUAAGUGUGGCUUUAAAAACUAUUGCCAUGGCGACGGUUUUAUUGUUUAUGCAGUAUAAAUGAUCGAUGUUGUAGGUGUGUUGUAUUUGUGUUCUAUCCUUUCACCUGGCUGUUUGUAUGAAGAUUGUUGUUUUACGCGAUUGAUUUUGUAGGGUAUUGCUGUUAGCAAGAAAGGUAGAAGCUGCCACAAAGAAAAUGCAACAUAGAAAAAAAGACCAGUCAUUGACC
Messenger RNA from Branchiostoma floridae (Florida lancelet), 2677 nucleotides. RefSeq names its product P-selectin-like. Bases 131 to 1870 code for a protein of 579 amino acids. The transcript has 11 exons. The record is from RefSeq and is a predicted model, not a curated record. Lineage: Eukaryota; Metazoa; Chordata; Leptocardii; Amphioxiformes; Branchiostomatidae.